UAAUUUAUGCCAUAACCUAACAAAUUGUCAACUGCCUGUUUAUGUUUACAAUUUACAAAGUUAGGUUAUGUUUACUUACUGUUUGUUGUAAAAUUUUAUUUAUUUUCUCCUAAAUAUGUCGCCCCUAAGAAGAGGAGCCUUAAUAGUAAUCGAAGGUGUAGACCGAUCGGGUAAAUCCACCCAAUGUCGUAAACUAGUGCAGUCCCUGAAGGCGCAAAACAUAAAGGCCGAAUUAAUGAACUUCCCGGAUCGUACCACGUUAAUCGGCAAACUUAUCAGCGAAUAUUUACAAAACAAGAAUUGCCGUUUGGACGAUCACGCGAUACAUUUACUAUUCGCGGCCAACAGGUGGGAAAAAGCCGAGGAAAUCAAAAGUCUGAUAAGUGAGGGAACCACUUUGAUUGUUGACAGGUACUCAUAUUCUGGCAUAGCGUUUUCUUCUGCAAAAGGAGUUCCAGGCAUGGACUUAAACUGGUGUAAAGGCCCGGAAAUUGGCUUGCCGAAGCCCGACCAGGUGUUCCUUUUAACCCUUAAUCCCCGAGAAGCAGCGAAAAGGAGCGGUUUUGGCGAGGAGAGGUAUGAAAACGAGGCGAUGCAGAACAGUGUGUCCAAAAGGUUUUCACAACUGUUUAAUGGUGACAGUGAGGACAAUUGGGAGAGUGUGGACGCUUCUGGAACCGUCGAGAUUGUACAGGCGACUUUACUGCAGAAAGUAUUGAGGAAAAUCGGUGAAGUUCAAAAUAAACCUUUGAGUGUCUUGGAGUUUAAUGUAAGUGUUUGAAAUAAUUGUUACACUGUACUUAAGAUUUAUUUAAUUUUAUAACAUAACUUUUAAGAAAUUAUACAAUUUAUUCAA
Molecule: messenger RNA, 856 nt
Organism: Anthonomus grandis grandis
Lineage: Eukaryota; Metazoa; Arthropoda; Insecta; Coleoptera; Curculionidae
Product: thymidylate kinase
Exons: 2
Coding region: 116-781 (221 amino acids)
Biological process (GO): dTTP biosynthetic process; dTDP biosynthetic process; dUDP biosynthetic process
Cellular component (GO): cytoplasm; mitochondrion; nucleus
Molecular function (GO): dTMP kinase activity; ATP binding
Source: RefSeq, a predicted model, not a curated record